Molecule: messenger RNA, 13050 nt
Organism: Notodromas monacha
Lineage: Eukaryota; Metazoa; Arthropoda; Ostracoda; Podocopida; Cyprididae
Source: the annotation of a GenBank genome assembly
AUGUUCCGUGAUGAACUUUCAUCAAUGCCUGAGCUGGAAGGCCUUAUUGGUUUCCAUGAAAUUGAAUCUACUCUACACAAACGCCGUCGCCUAAAUCAGCCACGGAAUCCACGCACACCUGCAGAAGCUAUGGCCAUGCUCCAAGCACCAAACAAAUUCUCCCACAUCUACAGAGGAUCAGUGGAGAACGGUGGAGGAGUUGCUGUGGUUUUUGGGUCACAAAGUCAUUUAAACACAAUUCUUGAAAAUAUUGCAUUGGAUCCAACAAUCUGCACCACCAUCUUUGUAGAUGCCACAUUUGGCAUUGUUCCAAAGAUGAAAGAGCAGAAAUUCUAUGAGCUUCUAUUUGUGCAGGUUCAAUAUCGCAACAUUGCGGUUCCUUUGUUUGGUGCACUUAUGACCGGUAAGACUGAGGAGUUAUACACUGAAGUCUUGAAGUUUAUUGCUGCACAAUGGCCAGAGUUCCAGCCAGCUGAAAUCAUGGUGGAUUUCGAAAAGGCCCUACAUAAUGCCACUAAAGCAGCAUGGCCACUGGCAGGAGUUCAUGGGUGUCGGUUUCAUUUUGCUCAAGCAUGCCUAAAAUACAUUCAAACCAAGCAGCUGGCAAAGGAGUAUAUCAGCAAUCCCCAAGUGAAGAAAUGGCUGAAAAGCACAAUGGGGUUGUGUCUUCUACCUGCUGAUGCAAUAGUCCCUGUCUGGAUGGAUCACUGCCAAAAAUUGUCACAGUUCCAUGGAAGUGCAGCUUUGACCCAGAAACUGAAUGGGUUCAAGAAUUAUAUGAACAAUUUCUGGAUCCGCCGUGUUACACCUAAAGUAUUUUCAGUGUUUGGAUUGAACCACAAGACAAAUAACUAUGCGGAAUCUCUCCAUGCCCGAUUGAAUCGUGACUUCAAGUCCAAGCAUCCUGGAUUUUGGCGAUUCAUGGAAUUGUAUGAGCAGCUGGUGAUAAAUGAAGUCACUGCAGAUUUGGCUGUUAUUCAUCAAGGACGCCUACCUAGAAGAAUUCGUCCAGCUGACUUACAGAAAGUCAGUAUCAGAAAAUAUGAGGAGCAGUUGGUCAAUGGUAUCUUAUCACCGCUACAGUACUUUGAGAAAACUAACAGAUUUUUCAAAGGAUUAAAGGCCAAGAAAGUGCUGAUCAAGAAUGGAAAUGCUCCUGUUUCUGCUGGUGAAGAAGGCAAUGACUCUAGCGAGGAAUCUGCAUAUGAUGAAACCUGGCAACUAGAAGCUGUUUUUGAACCAGAUCAGCCAGAAGGGGCCCAAGGAAUGAUACAGGCUGCAGUAUCUCAGACACAUAAUAAUGAUGAGCUCAUCUGCGUAAUCUGCAUGGAGCGUUACCGGGAUUGCUUUUUAUGGCCUUGUCGACAUUGGAAGGGUUUGUGCAUCUUCCUGAUCGUGAAUAAGCGUGAUGAAUCCUGUUUUGAUCUUCUUAGUAUGCUGAUUUCUAAUCCUGGUGAUGAUAUGGACGAUGAUGACCACGACGACGUGGAGGACGUUCUGCGUCAAGAUGCGAUUGAGAAGAAUAAAGAAUUGGGUGAAAUGAUGCAAGGAGCUUUUGAUCAUCUGUCAGAAGAUUCUUAUCAAGAUUCGGAAAAUGACGGAGCCUCGGAAUCUGAAGAUGAGGUGCAUCUCCAGCGUAUACCAAACCGCUUGGUGUCUGAAGGAGCUCCUCGAAACGACAGACUUCGAAUAGCAACGUACAAGCACAAUGAAAAUUUGGAAAACGUUCAACCCACUUUACGUAAACCAGACCCUAUCGUUAGAACGAAGCCUUUGCAACAAUCUGAUUUUGGUGCCCAGAAUCGUGUUCCCGAACUUCAAAUUUUGUUGGAUGCUAAGGUUCGAGAACUAGAACGGCUACAACAAAAUUUUCAGAAUCAAGCUCAAUCUCAUUCGCUUGAAAUACGCUCAGUGCGUCAGCAGCUCGAGUUCCUCAAAACCGAGAAAGCAAAUCUAGACGCAAUUAUUGAAGGAAACCAAGCAAUAUUUCAAGAGAAAACGAAAGAAAACACUAAUCUUCGGUCACUUCUUGAAUCUGUCAAGGCAGAGAAGGAUCGAGUGGAAAAUCUGAAUCGUGAGCUUACGUUGGAAUUGACAACCCACAAAGCACGCGUCGAAACGCUGGAAGAAGAAAUCAGCGAGCUAAAACGUUGUGAUACUGCAAAACGUCUCAUUCAAAAUGCGGAAAGGAAACUUGAAACCUUGCAAGAAGUUCAUCGUCGUGAACUUUCGGAAUGCAAUGAUAAACUUCUCGCUGAGCGACAAAAAACUACCAAAUUAACACAGGAGCUGGAACGAUCGAAGAGGACCUUGAAUCAACAAGAGAGAGAAUGGGAAUCACAAUUGGCUGAUAAAACGGCGACUGUCAAUCGUUUAACUCGCCUGAUCAAAGAUGCUCAAAACCAAUGUGCAGAAAUGGUCCUCGAGUCUCCCAGGAAUGCCGUUGAAAACUCCGACGUUUCUAUUCUGCGUUGUCAAGCCUUGGAGACAGACGUGAAGCGAUUGCAGCAAAGAAAUCGAAGCUUGAAGCAUGAUUUGGACGUCGCACGUCGACAACUCGAAAAUAAACGAUACCAAGCUGAUGCCACUUAUCGCGGUUUGUUGGAAAAAGAUGCAUGGGAAGACGAAAAGAUCCACCUUGAAGAUCAGAUCCAGAAUAUGCGCAACGAGAUGGAUAUCGAGCGUGAGCGAUCCUCUCGUGAAAAGCGGAAUAUGUUAAUGAAACAUAAAUUUCAGAUGUCAACUUUGAACAGAAAACUCAAGGCCAUAGUUGAACGUGUGCGGCGGAUGUGUGCAUCCAAAAAUGCACUCGAUUGCGCCGUUAUUGAAUUGAAAGUGGCUUUUGCAAGGACCCAUUCAUCGAAAGCUAUCGAUGAAGUCGUCAAAGAAGUCGAGAUGGAAUGGAAAACAAAGUGGGAGACCGCGCAGAAAGAGCGCGACGUCAUCUGGAUUGGUAAAUUGAAAGACGCUGUUGAUUCAGUGAAAACAAGACGAGAAUCUGAAAUUAUGAAACUUCAAGACGAAUUGAAAAAUCGAACUGCCGAAAUCUUGAAGCUCAGGAAAGAGCUUCAAGACCGGGAUUCGAAAGCUAAAAAAACUUCGGAGGAAUUGGCGAAACUCCAAGCAGAACUCGAAGCUCGUAAAGGAGAAGUAGCGAAGGCAUCUGAAGAAUUUCAAAAGCUUGAAAAAGAAUUUCUCGCUUCAUGCCAGCGUCCUCUGUCUCCAGUGCCUAAUCAUACAAUGGUCUCGUCCAUGCCUUCAAAUGAUGUUGAACAAGAUUUGCAUGAAAUGUUAAUUGCAAAAGAUGACGAACUGACCACGGUUACGCGGAAGCUGCAAGGGGCCGAAGCGUUGUUCCGUGACACCAUUCAUAAAUGGCUGACCGAAAUUGAAAUUUUGAAAACGAUCAAGCAGCGGGAAGCGGAGUUGAACGUUGCCAGAGUCAACCGUUAUAAAUCUGCGAACAAGGCAUUGAAGGAAAAGUUGAAAACGUACAAAAAUCUCCUCAGGGAACGGCAAUUGAUCGACCAGAAGAAGAAAGAAGUUGACGGUUUAGCUGCUGCAUGCAAAUUCACGAUGGUGUUCGAAUCAGUUGUGACGGAUUUGUUAAACCGGUUCCUUGGAGCUUAUGUAGAGAACUUGGAUAGAUCGCAGUUGAAGUUGGGCAUUUGGGGCGGCGAUGUUGUUCUACGCAACUUGCGGCUCAAGAAAAAUGCUCUGGACUCCAUGGAUCUGCCCGUCAGAGUCUCUCAUGGCUUCCUAGAAAAAAUGGAGUUGAAGAUCCCAUGGACUAAUUUGUACAAGGCCCCUGUGAUCGCCGUGAUUGAUGGAGUGUUCCUCAUCGCGGUACCCAAGUCGACAGUCGAGUACGAUGCGGCCAAGGAAGAGAAAAUGGCGUGGGAAGUUAAGCAGAAUCGUAUCCAGCGCGGGGAAGAGAUACACGAGCUCAAGUCCCUGGCUGCCGGGGAAGGAGCUGACGAGAAAGACGCCACUUUCGUGGAGAAGCUGAGCUUCCAGAUUAUCAAGAACAUUCAAAUUCGCGUGGGAUCGGUGCAUAUAAGGUACGAAGACACCGUUUCGAACCCGUCCCGUCCCUUUAACUUGGGAGUCACGAUGAGCAGCCUUGUGCUGGAGUCGACCGAUGAUUCUUGGAAACCGGGUACGAUCCCGAAAGAAGACGCCAAGCUGGUUUACAAGUUGGCAACGUUGAAUUCUUUCAAUGUUUAUUGGACCCACGAACACAUGGAUCUCUCGGCAAUGUCGCCGAACGAUGCGAUGCUUAUUGACUUCCUCAACCACUGGUCUCUCUUCGUGCACGUGAUGGGACCGAUAACGUCUGAAGCGAAGUUGAGACUCAACCCGAAACCUGAACAAGUUGACAACUAUGCGUUACCCAAGAUAUUCCUCGACUUGGUGAUUUCGUCGCUUGACAUUGUAUUUUUGCGGCGCCAGUACCAAGAUUUUAUGUUCUUGUCCGAGAACAUCGGUCGGAUGAGACGCGCAGAGCCGUACAGGAAAUAUCGACCCAAUGUGAAGACAUACCGGGGACAUUACAAGAAAUGGUGGCAUUUUGCGUACACGUGCAUUUUGGAAACAGAAGUGCGAAGGAGGCGUAAUAACUUCUCUUGGGCACGUAUACAAAAGCACGGUGAAUGGUGCCGUCAAUAUCAAAAGCUUUACGAAGGGAGGAUUAAAGAUCUUGCUUUGAAACGUGAGCCCGGCGCAAAAAUGAAAGCCGAUCUUGAGGCUUUGGAAAAGAAGCUUGACGUGUUCAACAUCCUGAGGCUGAGGCGACAAGCUGAAUUGAACGUGAAAAAAGAUGCCGAAACCAGACCUAAACGAACUGGCUGGUUAGGUGGAUGGUUUGGAUCGGGAAAUCAAGAAGUUGAAGGAGAUUUUGCAAAAAAACUUCAGCAAGAAAUGUCGCCCGCGGAAAAAGCCAAACUGUACGAAGCCAUUGGAUACGGCGAAGAUGAAGUUAUUCUUCCGUCCGCGUAUCCCUCUGAUUAUGUUGCACACCUUUUCAAGUUUUCGUUGACGAACCUGGGUGUGUAUGUCCGACGCCGAGUUCGAUCACAUGGCGAUUCUUCCGCUGAUCAAUUCGAGAAUGUGUUGCACGGAGCGCUGCAAGAAGUUGAGCUGUUGUUCAAGCAGAUUCCUGCUGUACAACUCUCUAGUGUCGAAUCUUUGAUUGGUGGCAUGAGUCUCACGGGUGUGCCGGAAAAGAUCGGUUCGAGCGAAGGAGUCAAUCUGUUGCGCUCGAUGCACCCGCGGAAAAACCUAUCCGACGCGAUGAAGCAUUUGGACGAGGGAAAAGACGCUCGGGAACUAAUUGACGGCGACGACGAGAAAGGCGUCUUGAUGUGGUGCACGGCUGAGGUGAACCCCCGCGAAGGCGUCGACUACGGGUUUUACUUGGGUAGCCGGCCUAUUGAGAUAUACUACGAUGGCCCGACUGCAGCUGCCGUCAUGGACGUUUUCAAGAUGCCUGAAGAAUCUGUUCUCACCCAGUUGGAACUCACCGCUUACGAGAAAAUGGAAGAUAUCCGUACGAUGUCCGCGUUAGGGCUUCAAUAUGCCAUGGAAACGUCGAAAAUUGUGGAUUUCGACGUGAAAUUUCGCGGACCAUUCCUGAUUGUUCCGGAUGGAGGACGAUUCACGACGAAUGCCAAGUUGCUGGUUGUGGGCUUGGGAGAUUUGAUCAUGAAAUCCCAGACGGAUGUGAAUCGGAAACGUAAGAAUACGUUGGAGAAAGUUAUUCGUCGUUCUACGACGAAAGGAAGCAUUUCUGAGGAUAUUUUGUCCGAGAUGAGAUCACAGAGUUAUCAUCAGUACCAGUUGGAGUUGAAGCACAUGCAGGUGCUUGUUGUAGAUCCGAGCGUCGAUUGGAGACAAGAAAUAAGGCAGAAAGAAACACCAUUUCACGUUAUGGCGCCGAUGUCAUUUUCUGUGAAUGUAGGCCAUUGCGUUUUGGACAACGAUCCCGCUUUACCAAAAUUGGCCGUUGUUGGCGGCAUUACGGAAAUCAAGAUUGAUCUGGAAGAGACGCAAUUCUAUGAUCUUCUCAAUAUAAGCUAUUCUGCGGGAGCAAGUUAUCCGGCCCCAGAACGAGACGAGGAAUUACGAGCACAGAAAAAGCUGAUGUUGACCCAGUAUGCGAAAAAUCGGAAGCGCGAUGAGUUGUCCGAACUUUCAAGCAUUCCUGAAGGUAGAGAAGUGUCUAUUGACGAAGAAAGAAAGAAACUUGCCGGAGCGCAAUUGGAGAAGAAAGCAGCGCGAACUCAGCUCACUCAGCUGGACUUGAAAUUUGAAAUCAAGGAAACAAAACUGAUGAUCAGAGCGAAAGUACCGUUAACAGAAAAGCUCUAUGGCAUACCGUUGCUUCACUUCGGCAUCGUGAGUUUACAGGCAGACUUGUUGCUCAAAACGAAGGACAUUGAAGCAGGAUUGUCUGUGGGUGGGGUUGAAGUGAACACGAUUGCCGAGCAAAAGUACCAAUUCGAAGAAUCCGAAAAAACCGGUCGCACGAAAGCAGAAGCUAUUUUGCCAUUGAUUCGAACGGCGAUGAUUGCCGGAGACGCCGAAUAUCUCGUCAACGUGCGAUAUUCUCAGGUCGAUAGAUCGUCGCCCAAAUUUUUGACACCAGAACGCGGCGGAGUGCUGCAACGGAUAGACGCUCAGUUUGCCGAUUUCGACAUCUCGCUUGAGGAAACGGCCGUCAGGGAAUUGAUGGAGUUCGUAAAACACGUUCAGAUUGAAAUUGAUGCGAUUGGAGCUAGAUUUGCUCCUCCACCUGAGAAACGAGAGCGUCGUCGACGCAGUUCGUCGUCUGCAGUUGCACAGAAUCAAGCCGCAUCGAAAAAAUUCACGUCGGAGAAUAUUCACAAUAUGUUCGGAGAAACAGCAGCAGCGGUUGGAGUGAAGCAAUCGGCAAUAUUUCCGGAUGGGAUAACAUUUUUCCUUGCCGAGUUGCGAUGGCGAUCUCUGGGUUUAAAGCUUACUUGGGGUUCACGCGGAAACGCCUAUCAAAUGCGAACAGUCGGGCUUUACAGUGCAAUCAGUAUGCGGAAAGAUCAGAUGGACUUGGCAGCGAAAAUUGAAGACAUUCACUUGUGCGAGUCCGAUCCGAUCGGUCCAUACGCAACCCUGGUGAAGUCUGCAUCGACCGAUGCCAUGAAGCUGAAGGUGAAUCUGUAUAAAUUGAAAACGGAUCACGAAAAAUAUGUCGAUGUCGACAAGAAUGAUAUAUCUGUGGAAGCAACUUUUGGUCGACUGGAUGUCAUCUACGUUCAGCGUUCAUUCCUUGAAAUGCUAGAAGUUUACAACGACGUCAUGGCUGUCGUAGCGAGUCCCGAAAAUCCUCCAGAAAAAGUUGAACAGGAAGAUAAGAAAGAUGAAGACCUGACCCAAGCUGUGACGGACGCAUUGGUGGAAAUCGGCGAACGUCCGCAACGGAUCAAAUUGAAUGUUUCCAUCAAAGCCCCCGUUGUACACGUGCCUCGUAACAUCAACAGUCUGGAGGCUUUCGUGGCCGAUUUCGGUGAAAUCAAAAUUAUAAACGAAUUCCGUCUCGGGGAAACGUGCAACGAGGCUGGACAUCCGAGCAUGUAUUCGGACUUCCUCAUCCGUUUGACCAACUUGAACAUGUCACGAUGUCUGUUGGCCAUGUCUAAGGGAAGCGAGGAAAUUUUGGACGUAUUACAAAUCGUGUCCAAGGUGAUGAUCUUUGAGCCGAUCACCGUGACUGUUGGGUGCCAACAGAAUUUAUCUGCGGAAUGGCUCAAAAAAGCACCUGUGAUGGAAUUCUACGGGCAUUUCGAGGACAUAAAAGGAAAUCUGUCCGAUGAAGACUACGACGUGUUGAUGCUGACUUUGUCGGAAAAUUUGAGUGAUAAUCCGAGCAAGCGAGGAUCAACUUUGCCGAGGAAACGUGUGGACAAUGGGUUGCAGAAAAGCGGUGAAAUUCAAGUUGCCGAGGACGCCCUUGCUAUUGAAUCAGUUCCCGACACGCAAACUAAGCGUUUGCCGCCAGAAUCAGAGCGAGUAACGCUUGCUUGCUUGCUGAGGCUAGAGACAAUUUCACUUGAAUUGUUCAACGGAUCUUCAGAAUUAAAUCGAGCCGAUGAUGCUCCGGUGUUGAUCAAGAGGAAUCCGAAACGAAGUUUGUCAAUCGUGAAGCUGACGGGUAUUUGUUUGGGAGCCCGAAUGAAGUCGGAUUCCACGCUGCAGUCACAUGUCAGAUUGGAAGACUGCGUGGUGCACGACUCACGCUAUAGACGAAGAAAAAGCACCAGUGGGAUCGUUGAUUUAUUCCAUCGGAAACACAAACGCCAAGUUGAUGGACUCUCAGAAAAAGGCACAGAUGCUGAGAGACAAAAAGCUGGACAAGACAAAAGCACGGAUUCCCCGAAUAUUUAUGAAGAAGUUUCCGUCGACGACACGUACAUGGCGGGAGUGGACCUUGAGUACGAAGACGACCUUUUGUUGCAGCUGCAAAAGCGAUGCGAUGACCCCAUUGAUGCCAUGAUGCGGAUCUUUCGUCGCUACGACGCCGGGCUCUACGAAUUGGAAGAAUCCUGCGAACUGACGCGUCCUGCCGACACUGACGAGAAUGACGAGUUUUACGACGCCCCUUCGGAAGAAGAAGACUUUGCAGACGCUGAAGAAGCCUCGACUUUGCCGAUGUCGAAACGAUCAGUCGGGGGUGCGGAUUCCGCUGUGUCUGGAGCUAAGAGUGACCAGAAGGUGGACAUGGAAAGAGCUUGUAGCUUCGCCAAAAAAAUGUCGGAGACCGGCAAGCAAACUGCGAAGCUUUUCAAGGAAUUUUCCGACAAAAUCAGGUCCUGUGCCGGAUCGAAAGACAACAUGCUGGAUAUCGUUUUCAAGAUCAACGAGAUUCAGGAAACUCAUGUGAAAAUAAGAACAGCGCAUUCUGUAGUAGUGGCGGAUAUUGAAUACCUGAUGGCGUUGAGCGAGUUUUUCCUGAUCUCGGAGGAGACGCGCCAGUCUACGAGGAAUGUUGUUGUCCGAAAGAGACCUUCAAACACUGCGUCUGCUUCGCCCGAAGUGAAACCUGGAUUGAUGGUCGUCCGAUUACUAGUUAAUGAACCGGAUAUUGCCCUAGUUGAAGAUUUGAACGACAUUAACUCGAAUGCCAUAAUCGUAAAUACGAGAUUGAACUUCAUCGCGAGUUUCGAUGGUCCUGUGACGAAGUUCCAAGGAUCAUUUUCAAAGCUGAGGAUGUACUCCGGGGUUUAUAAUCCGAAACGACGACAAGAAACCACCAACAUGAUUCUGAAGCCUACUGGAUUUUCUGUUGUAAUGAAGACGGUGGUGAAUGAAGAGCAGAAAAUUGAUUUGAACGUCGGUCCAUUGAUUUUUCGCAUUGAUCCCUCGACCAUUGCAUUGAUGUCGUCGCUGUCAGCCAAAGCUGCGCAGUGCACGAAGACAGAUGCAGACUUGGACGAGUCUGCAGAAGUCACAUUGAAGUCUAGACCCACCCUCAGUAUUUGGGAAUUCGCGGACCUUGAGCCCAAUGAUUUCAAAUUUGCCGAAGAAGACCCCGAGGAAGUUCCUCCGCUCGUUGCUGAACUCGGGUUCGGGACUGACGUUUUGUCCAUCGGAGGAAGUUCGACGGGGUCCUCGAUCAUUCCGAAUAUGACGCAGUUGUUGGUGUUGGAAGCCAAGAAGGUCUUAGUGACCUUGGAAUUCGGUUCUCCCACAAAACCCAUCCCCAUUGUGAUGCUUGACGCGUCAUUUGUUGGGGACGCGUCGAACUGGACGUAUGCCUUGGAUGCGAGUUUCACUGCAAGUUGUCAGGUUGCGGCGUAUAAUCCCGAAAAAGGGGUUUGGGAGCCGUUGCUGGAACCGGUUGAGACUCUGAAUGAGGCAUUAGUUGUAAGACGUGCGUUCGAGUUGGACUUCCUUGUCAUUGGGCGAUACGAUGGACACAGUAGUGCCGGAAGCAUGGAAGAUGUUGACCUUCACUCGGAAGUUGCAGACGUAGUCGACUCCGGAUACAGCUCACUUCGACUGCCGUCACCCAAAUUGACCAUCAGCUGCGUUUCAAAAGACACAUUGAACCUGACGGUUUCGAAGACGUCUCUGGAGGUGAUGACAGAACUGAGUGCGUCGUUUGCGGAUGCGAUGACGAUUGAAAUGCAGAAAAAACCGGCCCAGACUGCGCCGUAUAUUCUGCAGAAUGAUUUGGGUGUCGACGUGGUGCUGGAGUUGGAAAAGAGUAAUUUCAAGGUUUUGCAAAAUGCGAUGCUGAGUGUGGAUGAGCAGUGGGUUUUGGGUGCGGGAGAUAACGUCGGAUUGGACUGGUUUGAUUUGAGUUCUGACGAUGGAGUGGCGGAGAAACGAUUUGUGCGACAGUACAAGGGAGUGGAUGAGAUCUUGAAAGAACAAAGUACACCUGAACAACGUUUUCUGUAUCUGAAUGUGCACAAUUUUUUCCAGUUUCCCAUACAAGUUUUUUAUCUUGGAAAGAAAGAUAACAAGGAAUCCAAAAUUUUGUGUGCGACUGCUGAUCCUGGGAAGACGGCGAAUCUUCCGCUUCAUGCUGUUUUCAAUGCCACGGCUGAGCUUUACUUUGGUGCUGAAGGUGUCGAACCGUCAGUUCUACGCAUGCACACCUCUUUAGAGUUGCAACAGCCGUUUUCUCUGUUACCAGUUCUCCUCGGCAACACGACUGUCAAGGGCUGGGGUCAUUCCGCGAAAUUUGUUCUCCAACUGUACCCGACGGCCUCUGUGCGCAACCUGCUGCCGAUACCCAUCGAAGUUCGGGCGACGAGAGAAUCUGAACCCGGCACAACAUCACCUACAGCUAUUCCGGCUAUUGUGAAUGCCGGGGAAACUGUGAACCUGCCUGUGUGGAUCGCCGGGGUGUCGUGGUUGAGUGUGGCGUUGCCAGAGUAUCAAAAGGGAAGAUGGGAAUGCAGGGUGAAGUUGGAUGCGCAUCCCAAGAAGAUCACGACGAUUACCUUGUCAGCAACUGCGCAGGACUCGAAGAAGGCUGGGGUGUCCCUGGGUGUGCUCACGAAGCAGGAGAUUCGAGGCUCAAAGUUCUUUCAGAUUUUCUCUCCGUUCUGGAUGGUCAACGAAACCGGCAAGAUGUUGACUUACAAGUAUGAUGAAGGGAUUUGUUCACCGUUUGGCAAAUGGACAUUGUGUCCCGAAUUUUGUUCAAGCGAAAGUGCAUGCAAGUGCUUGCCAGAAACCGAAUCCGACUCGGAAGGGGGCGACGACCAGUUCAAUACCUUCUAUCAUCCUGGAGAUACGCGGAGUCCGGUUUUGUUCGCUCCAUCAAAGCACGUCGAAAUGACGAAGAAGCAAGGUUUCAAGUUACGUGUCUCGGGUUCGGAGUUUUCCGAUCGGGUGCCUUUGGACAACGUCGGUGAUGUUGGACUCGUGUCUUGUACUUCCAAAGAUCAAAUAUUCCAGAUUGGAGUAUCAUCAGUGGUGAGCAGCUUCACGCUGACACGGUUCGUGAUUCUCCGACCGUACUUUACAUUCACCAAUUCCUCACUCGACCUUCCGCUAUUCGUCCGUGGCGGCGGGCGGUACUCGGACACCAACUGGACAGAACUGCCGCCAGGGACGACCAUUCCGUGGUGGCCGAUAAAGCAAGACGAGAACAAGAUUGUUUUGAAGGCCGGGGAAUAUGCGGAGGUGAGCGACGCCUUCGACAUUGUGGACGCGGCCAACGAAUUGCUUCUGCGGCUUCGGAAUCCGAUCGGCGGGGUUUUUGUCGAGUGUACGACGACCGACUCUGCGAGAUCCGUGUCGUUUUCCCGCUAUCAACCCGGCAUGGCACCCGUGGUGCUGUUGAAUCAUACGACGAACAUGAAAAUUCGUUUCUGGCAAAAGAACGCGGACAAGAGCCAUUUCUUGCUGCCUGGGAAGAAAAUCAUAUUUGCUUGGCAGCCGGGAGAGGAAGGGAAUCGGACCUUUGUGUGGGAAUGCGGGAAAUCCAAAAUUAAUGACAAGCUCCUGCAGGAUCGAUGCGGACAAGUAGAAGGCCAAGGGGUCUACUGGGUAUCUUUCGUCCACGGGUCUCAGCGAGUCCUACUCUUCACUCGCAACGUGGAACUCGCGUCUGCGGCGCAAAUGUCUUUCGACUUGGAGGCGCAAGAUGUCGCUGUUAACCUGACGUUGACGGACGUUGGUCUGUCCUUGGUGGACGACAAGGCGCGGAAAGAGGUGAUGUACUUGAGCGUGUCGAGCUCGGGCAUCACUUGGGACCUUCAGCACGGGCCUGGGAAGCCCUACAAGUCCAUGGCUGCCAACGACACGUUGGCCCUGGAGAGGGCCUAUGGAGAGUUCAUCAUGCAGCAGGCCCAGGUUCAGAUGGAUGGCCCUCGAUUGCCGACAAAGAUCUCAAUCAGCAGGAAUAUGACUGUGGAUUUCAAAAGAAUGAUGCUUUGGACUCCGAGCAGCGGGCGGCUGAGACGAACUUUCCACACGGGAGUUUGGAUCCACUACGCGUCGUCGCCGCAUCAGAUGAGCGUUCACGUCAAGUUGCACAAUGUCCAAGUGGAUUGCCAGCUGCACGAUUGCACCUACCCUGUUGUUUUUGCACCUGUGCAACCCGCGAAAACCGUGGCACAACUGGGCGAAGGCUCCACACGACCCUUUGUCGAGGUCUCGUUGCGAACUCGGAAAACGGAGAGCACGACGGUGGCGUAUCACUGCAGAUACCUCAAGGUCCUCGUGCAAGAGUUUUUCGUCAAGAUUGACAACGUGUUUGUGAACGGGUUGCUGCACUUUUUCGGAACUUCGGAGAAAGUCGCUGUGGACUUUGACAAGGACAUGAACUUGAUUGCCAAUGUCGGGUUGUCGAGUGACGCCUUGGUUGGGGUCGGCGAAGACCCGAUGAGGAUUUACUUCGAACUGCUGCACUUCUCGCCGAUCAAGAUGCACUUGAGCUACAGUUUGGCUGGCUUUGGAGCCGGUGGUGCGACGGGGAUCCGAUCGGAGAUUGUCGACCUGUUUCUGCAGAGUAUCGGGGUCACGUUGACUGACGUGGAUGACGUUGUUUUCAGGUGA